Cucumis melo (muskmelon) is the source of this 1038-nucleotide messenger RNA. RefSeq lists its product as uncharacterized. The record is from RefSeq and is a predicted model, not a curated record. Bases 219 to 995 code for a protein of 258 amino acids. Lineage: Eukaryota; Viridiplantae; Streptophyta; Magnoliopsida; Cucurbitales; Cucurbitaceae. The transcript is spliced from 4 exons.
UCUGUUCGUAGUUGUUCGUGGUCGAAUCAAUUUGAACACAAUCCCCAACUCGGAAGCUCAUGAUUAUAUAUAUCAUAAGCUUAAAACACAACAAUUUCGUCCCUACUUCUUUAAUAUUUACCGUAAAGAAUCUCAUCGACUGGCUUACUAUCCCUCUCGGCUCUGUCGAGCAUCCAGAUCGAAACUUGGGUUGCGACGGUGAUCGUUGAGACGGAACCAUGCCGGGACCUGGGCCUCACAUGCUCUACGCCAUGGGCUCCGGCAUGGCUCUGACCACUCUCACCGACGGCCGAUUUAGUCCCCACCAUACUCUCUUUUACUCCAUCAACGCUUUCUUCGGUCCCGACAUCGGCUCCUUCUCCGAUUGGCUGUCCUCCGUUCUUGGUUUCCCAGCAUCUUCCCUUCCCGACGCUAUCCAUCAUCCCGUCUUCUACAUCCUCAUUCUGGGUCUUCCUCUCUGCCUCUUCUACUCCUGGCUCUCCUCUUUUCUACUCCAUAAGGGCCUCCUCGAUUCCGUCUGUGGGGUAUCUCUUAAUAGAAGGCAAUGCUUGUUGUUAAUUUCAGCUGGUUCUUUUUCACACUUCUUUCUUGACCAUUUGUUUGAGGAAAACGGGCAUUCGUCCACGUACACUUGGAUUUUGAGCACUGGUUGGUGGGAGAACCGAGCACCAAUCAAUCCAGAUGCUGUUUUUGUUGUUGGAUUCUUGUGCGCUUGCUUAAUUGGUGGUUUUGUUUACAUUAACAGAGUGAAGUCUGGAAAGUCGAUUUCGAAACAAUGGUUUCAGUCCGUAAAGCUUAUGGUAGUAGUAGCUACCCUAUAUUCCAUGUGGUGCGCAAGCCAGAUAUACUGGGCUAGCCCUCGUCGACCAGCUGUCGGUGAAGAAGCUGAUUUUGGAGUUUUAGUGUUUCUGGUUUUCUAUUUUUUUCUACCUCAUUAUCUUUGUAUAAAGUCCAUGCAACCAAAAGAUUCUGAAACCAAACAUCUCCCAUUGUGAUAGAUGAGUUAUUCAUUUAUAUUACAAAACGUUCAAUAGACAA